Messenger RNA from Clonostachys solani, 993 nucleotides. The record is from the annotation of a GenBank genome assembly. Lineage: Eukaryota; Fungi; Ascomycota; Sordariomycetes; Hypocreales; Bionectriaceae.
AUGGCAUCACCGAGGAGCAAGCUAUGGACAUUGGUCCUCUCCCUCAGCUUGCUCCUAGUCUUCUUUACCGACUUCGCCCAUGCUUCCAUCGGCGACAGACUGCCAGAGUUUGGCCAAUGCCUUGAAAUUUGCAAGACGGAGAACUGCGGCACUGGCACCGCACACACUCCCAUCCCCCUCCUCCACCGCCUCCUCCUCUGGAACUGCGCCAGCGAAUGCGACUACAGCUGCCAGCACAUCAUCACCAACCGCCGCGUCCAGUCCGGCCACCCCGUCGUCCAGUUCCACGGCAAGUGGCCCUUCCACCGCUUCCUCGGCAUGCAGGAGCCCCUCAGCGUCCUCUGGUCCCUCGGCAACCUCCUCGCCCACUGGGACGGCCUCCGCAAGGUCCGCGCCUCCAUCCCGGCCUCCUACCCGCUCCGCCCCUUCUACGUCGCCCUCGCCCUCGUCGGCGUCGCCUCCUGGUCCUUCAGCGCCCUCUUCCACACCCGCGACUUCCCCGCCACCGAGCAGCUCGACUACUUCGCCGCCGGCGCCAACGUCCUCUACGGCAUGUACUACACCCCGAUCCGCAUCUUCCGCCUCGACCUGCCCACCCCGCGCCGCCGCUCCUUCCUCCGCGUAUGGUCCCUCCUCUGCGCCGCCCUCUACCUCCUCCACGUCGGCUACCUCAAGGGCAUCCGCUGGGACUACACCUACAACAUGGCCGCCAACGUCGCCUGCGGCAUCGUCCAGAACAUCCUCUGGAGCUGGUUCAGCUACGACAGGUACCGCAAGUCCAGGCGCACCUGGGCCAUCUGGCCCGGUCUCGUCGUCUGCUGGGUCAUGUUCGCCAUGAGCAUGGAGCUCUUCGACUUCCCCCCCUGGUUCGGGACCGUGGAUGCUCACAGCAUGUGGCAUCUCAUGACCAUUUUCCCGACCAUCUUAUGGUAUAACUUCUUGGUCAAAGAUGCACAUGAUGAUAUGGCCGGAAGCGAAAGAUUAAAAAUGUAG